Arvicanthis niloticus (Nile rat) is the source of this 5875-nucleotide messenger RNA. RefSeq names its product charged multivesicular body protein 1B2. Gene Ontology annotation, biological process: vacuolar transport. The record is from RefSeq and is a predicted model, not a curated record. NCBI's taxonomy places the organism in Eukaryota, Metazoa, Chordata, Mammalia, Rodentia, Muridae.
GAAACAGGAAGUGGGCUAGGAUCCCUCGAAACCGGCGACAACCGGCACCCUCCGCACGCCCUAACGGCCCGCGACCCGCGACUCGCGGGUACCCAGCCCUUGUCCCGCGUGUUAUCUGCCCCUCCCCUCCUCCCGCCCCGUGAACUCCAGAGGUCAUGUCGAACAUGGAGAAACACUUAUUUAACUUGAAGUUUGCUGCAAAAGAACUUAAUAGGAAUGCCAAGAAGUGUGAUAAAGAAGAAAAAGCUGAAAAGGCCAAGAUAAAAAAGGCCAUUCAGAAGGGCAAUACAGAAGUUGCGAGAAUACAUGCUGAAAAUGCAAUCCGUCAGAAAAACCAAGCAAUCAAUUUCUUGAGAAUGAGUGCUAGGGUUGAUGCUGUGGCAGCCAGAGUUCAAACUGCAGUAACAAUGGGCAAGGUGACAAAAUCCAUGGCAGGUGUAGUUAAAUCGAUGGAUGCUACACUGAGGAGUAUGAACCUUGAGAAGAUUUCUGCCUUAAUGGACAAAUUUGAACAUCAAUUUGAAACAUUGGACGUUCAGACACAGCAGAUGGAAGAUACAAUGAGUAGCACUACUACCCUCACCACACCACAGAACCAAGUGGAUAUGCUGCUUCAGGAAAUGGCAGAUGAAGCUGGCCUUGAUCUCAAUAUGGAGCUACCACAGGGUCAAACAGGGUCUGUUGGUGCAAGCGUUGCUUCUACAGAACAGGAUGAACUGUCACAGAGGCUUGCUCGUCUUCGUGAUCAAGUGUAACUUAAAUAACUGGUGCUUCUGCUUCCUCCACGUAUUUCUGAAACAUCAUUUUUGUGUGUAUAUAUAGAUAAGUUGUAUUCUAGUUACAAAAACAUCAUACAUGACAAAAUGUUCAGACAACAUAUGUGAUGCUUUCUUUUGCCUUGUGUAUUUCACAGUGCAUUGAGAAAUUCCAAGGAAUUUCCAUAUUGGCAGAUUUUAUAGUUCUAUAUAUUAUGUGUAAAAGUGUGAGGGACAUAUUUUUGUAGAAGUCUGUGGCAAAGCUAGCAUUAGUUUUCUGUAUAUUAUACAUCUUCCUCAAAUAUUAGAGCAAACAUCUAUCACCAAAGUACUGCUAAGUAAAGUAAUUUUGUCAGAAUAAUGUAUAGAAUAAAGGCUUUGUUUUUACUUAUUGAAAGUAACUUUCAAUUAUUGUCUGUGAUGAAAUUUGAUUUUGUAAAAAUAAAAACAGGGAAAGCAUGUUCAUUUAAUAUGUUUACCAGAACAUAAUCCAGGACAUCUUAUUUUAAGUAUCAAAAAAUAGACUGUAUCAAUUUCUAUGGGAGUUUUGAAAAUAAUUUUUAUUUUGUAUGUAUGGUUGUUUUGCCUGCAUGUUUGACUGUGUACUUACUUGAGUGUCUGGUGCCCACAGAGGCCAGAAGUGGAUGUUUGAUUCUCCUGGAACUAGAGUCACAGAGUUGUGAGCCAAAAUGUGGAUGCUGGGAUUCAAACCCAUCUCUUCUAAAAGACCAGUCAGUGCUCUUAACUCCUGAGCCAUGUGUCUAGCCUCUGUUUUGUUUUGUUGUUUUUUGCUUGUUUAUUUUAGAGAUAGGGCAUAAAUAUAUAGCCCAGAAUAGCCUGAAACUCAGUGAGCCUUCAGCCUUGGUCUCUAGGUAUAUACCAUAACACCUUGCUCAUUUUCUAUGAUUUUAGAGGGGUGUGUUGUUAUGCACAUUAGUUAUUUUUUCUGUUUAUGCUAAACACUAUGUCCAAAAGUGGCUUAUGGAAGAAAGAAGGUAUUUUGGGUUAUGGUUUCAGGGGGAUUAGUGAUCCAUCAUGGUGGGAAGGCGUGGCAGCAAGAGCAGGAAGCUGAGCUGUUACAUGUUCAAUGGCAUACACAAAGCAAAAAGAACAGGCUGAAAGUGUGACAGGCCUAAAAGCUCUCAAAGCCCACCCCAGUCACAUACUUUGUUUAGUAAAGUUGCAUAUACCUUCUCCAAAAGGCACCACCAACUGGGAAACAGUUAUUCAAAUGCUUGAGCAUAUGGAAAAUAUUUCUGGUUCAGACAACCACAUUCCUCUCCCUGACUUCCAUAGACUCACAGCUAUAUCAUAGUGCAAAAUGUAUCUAGUCUAACUUUAAAAAGUGAUGAUGCCCAUUAUUUUAAAGAUGAUGCCCAUCAUCUUUCUCAGUCUCAAUACUGUUUGAAAUUUCAAAAGUCCAGCAUCUCUUGUGAGGCUCAAGGCAAUCUCUUAACUGUAGCCACUGAUAAUAUCUAAAAGUAAACAAUAUACUUCCAACCAACAAUAGCACAGAUUAUACAUUAUCAUUUUAAAAGAGAAGAAUGGGGAUAGAGUGAGGAAGCACUGUACUACAGAAAGACUGAAAGCUCACAGGGCAUAAAAAUAAGCAAAUCCUGUAGCUCUGUUUCGGAUGUCUGGGACUACUGUCAAAGGGCCUGGAUGGCUUAACCCCUCCAGCUUUGCUACCUGAUACAACAGCUCAUUCUCUAGUACCAGCAUCUAUAUUAGUUACUUUUCUGUUGCUCUGAUUAAGCACCAUGACCAGAAGCAAUUUAUAAAUGAAAGAGUUUAUUUUGGCCUACAGUUCCAGGGGGAUAAGAAAGAAUCCACCAUGGCAGGGAGGCAUGAUAGCAGGGGCAAGAAGCCAAGAGAUCAUGCUGUCCAUGGUAAUAUAAAGCAGAGAGAGCCAACUUCAAGUGUGGCAAGACAAUAAAUACACUUUCAGUGCCUGUUGCUGGCAAAAUAAUUCCUCCAGCAGAGUUGUACAAUGACCUGUAUCAUAACCUUCCCAACUAGUGACCAAAGUUUCAAAUCUGUGAGCCUAUGGGAGGCAUUUUUCAUUUAAGCUACCACAUUAUGUAAGCACAGUAAAUAUUUACUCCGUUUUCAUCAACUGUUAAGUUUAAAUUAUUACAGUUUUAGCUAGUAAUUUAAUGAUGACUAUUCAUUGAUUUUUUAAGACGUCUUAAUGGACAGUUUAUUACAUAAGUAAAAAAAAUUCUGCAAAGUUAAUCCAAAGUUUAUAUUGGGACACCCUAGGUCCCCAUAGAAGAAAUUUGAUGUACUAAAGUAUUUAUGGCAUAAAGAAUGUGUUCUCUGUUGGUGUGAAUUAAAUAUUUUCUGUUCCUUUAACCUGAAUAAAAAUUGUUAGACUUGUUACUACCACUUAGCUCCACAGCUAACUACUGUUCAUCCUUUUAUGUUACAUCCAUGUCCCAGCAGCACAUCAGUCACCUCACAAGGUCCUGAAAAUCUGCCUCCAGGGGAUUCAGUGACCUUCCCUGGUCACCACAGGGUACCUGGACUCAUGUGUAGAUGCACACACACACACACAUAAUUUUAAAAUAAAAAUAUAUUGGACAUGGUCACACAUACCUUUAUUCCCAGCAUUCGGGAGACAGAGGCUAUGAGUUCCAGGCCAGCCCAAGAUGCAUGAGUCCACAUCUCAAAAAAUAUUUUUAAAACAUUGAUGAGGCAAGUAAGAUAGUUGAGUAGGUAUAGGCACUUGCCACCAAGCCUGGCAACCUGAGUUCAGUUCCUAUGACCCAGGGUGGAUGUAGAGAUCCAGCUCCUGCAACUUGUCCUCUGACCUUCACAUUCCAUUGCAAGCACACACUUUUUAAAAUUAAAAACUACAUUGAUGAGCAGUUUAUUUUACCUUUCAUUUGCUCAUCCUUUUAUCAUUGUAAUGAAAAUGUACCUCUUAGACUUUAUUCCUAAACCAGUAACCUAAGCAUGUGAUGGUAUCAUUUGGUUGAACAUAUAUACACAGAUGCUUAAAACAUCUUGUUGCACUUUCCCCUCUUGGAUAAAAGGCUGAUGAUAAUUCUCCAUUUCUUCAUGUGUCUUAAUGCUUAAAGCCAUCUGGUUGCCUGUGAACCAUUUUAGGUAACAUUAUGGACUAUGUUAUUUUACCUGGUUAAUUGAUUAUUCACAAAUGCCACAUGGAGAAGAAGGAAUGAGAGAUGGAAAAGUUAACUCUUAAGAAAAGAUGUGGGUUUUAGGAAAUUUUCAGGAAGGAGCAUCUGUAUUAUUGGGAGAAGGCAAAAUGAAAUGAUAGACUAAGAGAAGCAAGCUCACCAGCUUCCUAUGGAUUAAUAAUAUUUGUUGCUAAUGAUUUCAAGAGAAACUGAAAAAGAGUCCCAUUUAAAAUGUCUAAUAGGACCUAGAGAGAUGGCUCAGAGUUAAGAGUACUGGCUUCUCUUGCAAAGGACCUGGGUUCAGUUCCCAACGCCCACAUGGAGGCUCACAACUGUCUGUAACUCUAGUCCCAGGGCAUCCAACCUCCUUGUUUUAAUGUCUAUGGGUUUCUUUGCACAUAUGGUGCAUGAACAUGUGCAUUCGGACAUGCAUGAAUAAAUAUUUUUGAAGUUAUAUUAACUCAUACUAUUUUUGACAGGAUUUUGCAGUCUAGUUUUUCAUAAUAAUAAUUAUUAUUUGGUUAUUCAAAACUCAUUCUUCUAAUACUAAUUGAGAGUGUACUUGCUAUAUGCUAUGACAGUUUGGUUUUUUGAGACUGAAGAGAGGCAGAGCAAGAUAUUCUCAUUUUCUAGAUAACUGCAAUUGAAGAUACUAAAUGAUCUCUACAAGAUCAGGCCCAGCUCACCUGUGGAGCUGAACUCCAGGAGUUUCACUACUUUUUCUGUUGCUUAUGGCAUUCAUUGCUCACAUGCCACCUACAAACUAGCUUAUCUUACCUGGUUCCAAAAAAGGAGAGCAGAUGAGGAAUGGUUAACUGCAUUGUCAUGUGCAUUCAAAACAAAAUUAUUUGUCAUCUACUGUUUUGGAAAAUAUUUGGGGGUUUCUACUCCACCUUAGAUCAUUUAGUUCCCAAAUAAAAGAUUCAAAACCUUUAUAAUAAGCUUUGUAGCACUAGAGCUGGGCAGAUAUCAACCGUCUGUACUAUUUUGUCUACUUUCCUGUCAAUAAUCCUGAAAUACCACUUGCCAUGUUCUGCCUAGGCCACUCGUACUCCAACAGGUGGAUCUUCAUGGCUAUGCAUUCAUGAUCUAUCUACCCCAUGGUGCCUUCUUCCUCCUCCUCUCUGCCUUGUGGUCUCUGCCUCAGACCACCAGCUUGGAAACUGAAGCCCCGCCUACCACUCUUUUGCCCAGCUAUAGGCUGUAGACAUCUUUAUUCAACCAAUAGUUUUAAAUUAAGGAGCAAGGUUUGCACAACCUUAUAUGUGAGGAUUUACUUGACCUUGGGAUACAGAAUUUAGCAUUACAAUACAUAGCAACAGACCACUCCUCAACAAUUGGCUGUAUUUCUGAUUUCCCACUAUUCAGUGUUCCUUCCUUAGAGGUACUUUUCAUAAAAAUUCCUUGAAAUACUUACACUAUUAAUAGUAUCACCAAUUCCUUCAGUAUGACCUUAUCUAAAUUCAGUAACUCAAAUGCCUCGUUCUAGCAAAAUAUCUGAAAUAAAACAAGCCCAUGUAAAUUUUGACUGGAGUAGAGAUUAACAUGGAUAAAGUCAACCUCCCAGAAAUAGAAUUGGGGUGGAAUUGGAAGACUAAGGCUAAGUAUUAUAAAGGGAGUACAUUGUGUGGACUUUGUUUGGAAAGACAUGGGAAGAAUCUGCUACCGAUAAAUUUUGUCAGUCUCUAUGGUACAUAGAGUCUGUCUUAGCUCUCAUAGAUGUGAUUACUUCAACAUCUGUUAAGGUUAAGUGCAAUCUACCUACCCUUAGUUUAUUUGUUAUAUCUUUAUCACUCACACUAGAAAAUAACUUAAUGUCUAUGGUUUUAUUGGGAGAGAAUUAGAUCUCAACUGUCUUAAUGUAUUUGACAGGACUUAGUGUACACCUGAAUUUGACAUGUCAGUAGCAUCUUUGCCAAACUGGAGAGAAUGUGAAUGAUGGAUAUUUCAGUGUUCAAUAAACAGUUCUAGAAUGAU